AUGCACCUGGGGGAGGACAUGGGUGACUGUUGGUGGUCGGAGAGAGCCCUGACGGAGCUCCUGGGCGAGCACCCCGGGGAACUGGUGCGCACAGGAAGCCCAAACUUCGUGUGCACUAUCCUGCCGCCACACUGGCGCUCCAACAAGACAUUGCCCGUCGCCUUCAAGGUGAUCGCGCUCGGGGAGGUGGGAGACGGCACGCUGGUUACAGUGCGUGCCGGAAACGACGAAAACUUCUGCGCCGAGCUGCGAAACAACUCCGCUGUGAUGAAGAAUCAGAUAGCGAAGUUCAACGAUCUGCGGUUCGUGGGCAGGUCAGGUCGAGGUGAGUACUCUGCUGGUGCUUCUCUCGAGACGCAAGUCAGCCUUGCUCUCGGACGAUUUAUCUUCAUAUGUGGUGUUUGGCCUUUGAUUUCCCAUGUGUCAGUCGAGGUCAGUGAGGCCCCAGAGAAAAGAGGGCGAGGUGUCCGAAAGCGCGAGACGGUGCCGAAGCUACUUCGAGACUCCUUGGGGGAUCGAUGUGCUCUUGGAGGCAGCGGCCGAACUCGCCCCUGCGUCUCGCGUUCCCAAGGCCUGCUGCCAACGCUGAUCUGUUGA
Molecule: messenger RNA, 597 nt
Organism: Penaeus monodon (black tiger shrimp)
Lineage: Eukaryota; Metazoa; Arthropoda; Malacostraca; Decapoda; Penaeidae
Product: runt-related transcription factor 3-like
Exons: 1
Coding region: 1-597 (198 amino acids)
Biological process (GO): regulation of DNA-templated transcription
Cellular component (GO): nucleus
Molecular function (GO): DNA-binding transcription factor activity, RNA polymerase II-specific; RNA polymerase II cis-regulatory region sequence-specific DNA binding; ATP binding
Source: RefSeq, a predicted model, not a curated record